UAACGGCCGCUGCAAUACGUCUAAAUACAGCUGUUCUGUUCUGUCUAAUGGCGACUAUCAAAUAUGAAUCUUAAUGAGUUUGGCAAACCCUCAGAAACAUGAGUGGUAUUUGGUGGGAAGGCUGGGGGAUUACAGUCCGACUGGAAACUACUCUCCCUGUCUGUGGGCUUAGUGAAGGCCAGGAUUGCCGGCUUUGGGCGAUGUGAAACAAAGAGCCGUUACAGAUGGUGGUGUGAUGCACUUGGGCUCCUUUGCGGUUCCUCAUCAGUCGCCAGCAAUGCUCAAUCCCCCCGCGUAGCUGCUCGUCUUAUACCUUAAUGUACAAUUCAUCGGACCCAGUCGUUUACUCACGCGAAUUUCUUGCUCGGGUGAAUUCAAUCGACUCCUGCCACAUUUGUUGAACAUGCUGACUCCGCUAGGGGACAGGAUGUUAUCCAUUGGGAUGCCAUCGCUGUUUAAUGUUGCGCGUAUGGAUGUGGACUAAGACUGCUGUGGUAGGGCGUAUGCCGUCAACGGAAGUUCCGACCAAAGCUGUUCUAUAUGUUCGUCUUUGGGGAGACAGCGCUCGUGACAGUUUGGAGAGUGUGGGAUGUUUGAACGUUUGCGGUAAGGCGUGGGGAUUCUGGGCUGAACCAGUCCACCCGUGCGGUGGAGUGUAGAUACUGCGGGGUUUGUGCCGGCGGUGGUGGGAGACUAUCAUGUAGCUGGAAUCUGUUGCCCCAGUCGUAUCUAAUGGAGAGGCAUAUCAUAUCAGAACAAUUCGAUGGCCACAGGGGAUGACUAAAUUGACCACAAGAUCGGCCUGGUGUAUCUGAAAUCCUUUUCCCGGGCGUACCACAUUUGUUGAGUCGAUCCGAAUGUGCUUUGGGGGAAUCUGGUGGUUAUAGAACCGGCCUGCAGUGAUGUACGCCCGCAGGACGUUAUGUGGCUACUCCCGUAAUAUCUUUGCAAUUAUGUCGAUAUGGGCCCGUAGCUGCCAUGGAUACAUUAGCAAUCUGUCAUGUCUGCUUAGAUCACGGUCGCGACGGCGCUUGGAGAAGAACCGUUCGGGCAAAGUCGGAGAUAGUUUCAAGGAAAUCGCUUGACUUUGGAUGCAAUGCAGUCCGACUUUAAAGAUGCAAGCGCCACGAGAUGACCUGGUGGUGUUCACCACAACCGUCAUGCCGACUGUGCCUCCAGCAUGCGACAAGAUGCCCACAGAGACAAACCGCUCCGAUGGGAUCAGCACAAUAAACGUUACGGAUGGAUACCAGAUGGGGCCAGUUGACAAAGGGUCGCCCCUUCCCGCCAUAAUGCUCCACCUUGUCGCCUAUUUGACGGUGUUCAUUGUCUGUAUCCUCGGGAACCUACUGCUAGUUUUCUUAAUCAGGAGGAAGCCACAUCUUAGGACACCGGCCCUCUGUUUUGUAUUUAACCUGGGAUUCGCGGACCUACUUGUUGGCAUAUUCUGCAUACCGUACGACCUCUUCCACCCCUUCUUUUCACAAGAGGAGGGUCUGGGUUUCCUGAUGUGCAGGGUGAGCAACACGCUGCAGGGUGUGGCCAUCAGCGGCUCGGCCUUCACUCUCACGGCGCUCGCCGUCUGCAGGUAUCGUUUGAUGACGUCUACGAAAAGGCAACAAGAAGACGCCAGAAAAGCCUUGCCGUUCCUUGCACUAAUAUGGACUACAUCAGCGGCCAUCAGCCUGCCUCAUUUCAUAUUUGUAACGUCUGCAGACAACAGGAAGUCCUCCAGAAUUCGGAGAUUCUGCGACGAGGAAUGGACAUCGUCACAGUACAGCUUUAUGUACAAGGGGUUCCUAAUGGCGGUCUGCUUGCUCGGACCCGUGUUCGUCAACGUUCUACUCUUCUUCGCAGAGAAAUACCCGAGGUGUCGCGAACCGCUGGAAAGUUACAGCGUCUCACAAGUUACAAAACACAGUCCUAUCGAAGAGCUUAAGGAAGAUUUCCCAACAAUAAGCAGACGGAAAGACCCCCCUCCUCUUACUCAUUCCAAACGCCUCACAACGACGUCUUCCAUUCUCAGUGUCAUAAGAAUGGCAUUUCUACUCACAUGGCUACCACUCUACAUCUGCUGGAUGUUGGAUAUAUAUUUUGACCUGCCCACGAAAUACGCCAAGCGAUUGCAUGACUACAUCUAUCCCAUCUCUCACUGGUUGGCAUUUUCAAACUGCGUGGUGAAUCCCCUGGUGCUGAUAUAUUUCACCAGAAGGCGGGAGAAAGCUGCCCAGAUCCAGCGGAAGGGCCGCAUGUCAAGAAGAAGAUAUUGCGUGGAGGACGGGAAAUUACAAAUAUGUUCGGAGGAUGACAAAUGAUGUGCUGUGAGCGGAGGAUUUAUCAGUUUAGAGCCUCUUCCACAGGAUACCGGCGGAGGUUAAUAAUACUGUUCUGUCAGAGUUCACUGGCCCUGAACCUCAUUCAUAGGCAAAGACAUUUAAUAGUUGGCAGCCGGCCUUGGACAGGACCAUAAAGAACUUCCAUAAGCCAAAGGAGGCACGCGGCGAGGAAGAAACUGAAUAACCUACAUAAAACAUGAUAAAAGGCACCAGACAGAGACGAAGAGCACAAUUAACUGCAGUUGGAACACGCUGGCAGGUGCUGUUAUGAAAUUAGCCUUAAGGAUUUCUUAUAAUAAUACAAAACUACAGGCCGUCUGACGUAAAUUUAUGACCGUCGAAUAUUAUUAUUCUCUCAUCAACAAGUGAAAGAUUUCGAGAAUAUACAUUCUAGAGUAUAUCAUCUCAGACAACAGGGAUCAUUAUUACUGUCAACGUAGAAAAAGCUACAUUGAUGAGAAACAUAUGUGGUGUGCUUAUGCACACUACGAUGACUAUAAUCGGCUAUAUACAUGCAGAUACAGUGAUGCGUGAUGCGCACCUAGUUAUAAACCACCAAAUGCUGAUCGGACAUCUAAUGGGCGAAUUUGAAUCUUUGUAUGUCAUUGAUGGUACGCCUUUGUGUUGAUUGUAUGUGUAAAGUCACAAUAGAUUGGAUGCAUAUUCAAUCAUUAUAUAAAGCUAUCUAAAACUACUAAGCACUGCCUUGCGCUUAUUUCUUGAAUGCUG
Branchiostoma floridae (Florida lancelet) is the source of this 3065-nucleotide messenger RNA. Its product is annotated as neuropeptide FF receptor 2-like. Gene Ontology annotation, molecular function: neuropeptide receptor activity; peptide binding. The coding region runs from base 1092 to 2315 and encodes 407 amino acids. Gene Ontology annotation, biological process: G protein-coupled receptor signaling pathway. Gene Ontology annotation, cellular component: membrane. The record is from RefSeq and is a predicted model, not a curated record. NCBI's taxonomy places the organism in Eukaryota, Metazoa, Chordata, Leptocardii, Amphioxiformes, Branchiostomatidae. The transcript is spliced from 3 exons.